Messenger RNA from Entelurus aequoreus (snake pipefish), 3128 nucleotides. RefSeq names its product follistatin-like 5 (gene fstl5). Bases 1 to 2397 code for a protein of 798 amino acids. Gene Ontology annotation, molecular function: protein binding; calcium ion binding. The record is from RefSeq and is a predicted model, not a curated record. NCBI's taxonomy places the organism in Eukaryota, Metazoa, Chordata, Actinopteri, Syngnathiformes, Syngnathidae. Gene Ontology annotation, biological process: cell differentiation; regulation of BMP signaling pathway; multicellular organism development. The transcript has 14 exons.
AUGGGUCAAAGGUUGAGUGAGGGUGAGACGGGCCACACCGACCCGUGCCAGCUCAAGUACUGCGGCCCCGGCCGCCGCUGCGCCGUCAACCAGGCCACAGGCCGGGGAGAGUGCGGCUGCCCGGACCGCUGCAAGGAGCGCUACAAGCCCGUGUGCGGCUCGGACGGGAAGCUCUACUCCAACCACUGCCAGCUGCACCGCGCCGCCUGCUCGCAGCGCCGCAGGAUCGCCAUCGUGCACGGCCAGGACUGCUUCUACAAAGAUGACAACUGCGGGCUGAGCGACUUCCGCAGGCUGAAAGUGGCGAUGCUGGAGCUGUACGACAAACUCUACCAGGGGUCAAAGGUCCACGGCGCCCACCGGGACAACAUGGCCGCCAGGAAGCAACUGGUGGACGAGAUGUUCCAAGGCUUCGACGCGGACGGCGACGCUCACGUCUCCGCUGCGGAACUUUCCCAGGUGGUCACGCACGAGGGUCUGACCAAGGACGUGGGCGAGUGCUCCUUGUUGGAUCUGCUCAAAUACAGCGACGAGGACGACGACCAGCGCCUGACGACGGAGGAAUUUUACACCGCCUUCGACGUGUACCUGCUGGACCUUCCGGACCACCAAAAGGUGGCGCUCAAAACCGCGACCGUCGGCCAGAGCGUGGUGCUGACAUGUGCCAUCACGGGCCAACGCAGGCCGCCGAUACUAUGGCGGAGGAACCGACAGAACCUCAACGCCUUGAACCUCGACGACAUCAACGACUUUGGCGAUGACGGCUCACUGUACUUCACCAAGGUGACCACCAGCCACACGGGCAACUACACCUGCCACGCCGACGGCUACGCCGCACUCUUCCAGACGCACACGCUGCAUGUCCACGUGCCGCCCGUCAUCCGGGUGUACCCAGAGAGCCAAGCCAGGGAGCCGGGCGUCACCGCCAGCCUGCGCUGCCAUGCUGAGGGCAUCCCUCGCCCCCUGCUGGCCUGGCUGAAGAACGGCAUGGACAUCACACCCAAGCUGUCCAAGCAGCUCAGCCUGCAAGCUAACGGCAGCGAGGUGCACAUCAGCAACGUGCACUUCGAAGACACCGGCGCCUACACCUGUGUCGCCAAGAGCCAGGCGGGCGUCGACCAGGACAUCUCCUCGCUGUUUGUGGAGGACUCGGCGCGCAAAACCCUGGCCAACAUCUUGUGGCGGGAAGAAGGGAUGGGCAUCGGAAACAUGUUCUACGUCUUCUACGAGGAUGGCAUUAAAGUCAUGGAGCCUGUGGCGUGUGAGAUCCAGCGCCAUAUAAAGCCCAGCGAGAAGCUCCUGGCCCUGCAGGAGGAGUUGUGUCCUGCCUCAGAAGAUGACAUCAUCCAGCAGUGUGUGUGGUCCUCAGCGGUCAACGUUAAAGACAAAUUUAUUUAUGCCGCACAGCCGACCUUGGAUCGAGUGCUCAUUGUGGACGUCCAGUCUCAGAAGGCUAUUCAGACGGUCAGCACCGACCCAUACCCUGUGAAGCUGCACUACGACAAGUCUCGGGACCAGGUGUGGCUCCUCAGCUGGGGGGACCGGCAGAAGAACUACCCUACGCUGCAGGUGAUCAGUCAGGCCAGUGGGAAAGUCUCCCAUCACACCGUCCACACGCAGCCGGUGGGACGACGCAUCGACCGAGUGGACGACUUCUUCAUCCCCCCGUCCGGCCUCAUCGCCGACCACGUCAGAUUUGGUCUCAUCUUUCACCGAAAUGAGCCUGUCCUCCACAAGAUGGACUUGGAGACGCUGGCCUACGUGAAGAACAUCAGCCUGCGGGAUUUCAACUGCGUGCCCAAGUCCGUGGCCUACACCCACUUGGGCGGGUACUACUUUGUCAACUGCCAGCCCGACUCCACCGGCGCCACUCGGCCUCAGAUUGUCGUGGACGGCGUGACGGAUAGCGUGGUCGGCCGGAACCGCGACGUCAUCGGGACGCCCUACGCGUCCCCGGACGGCCGCUACCUGGUCACCGUCGACGACGGCGACGGGCUGAUGAGGAUCCAGACGGUCUCGGAGCGAGGGGACAUCGGGGAGCCGUACGACAUCCACACCAACCUUCACAUCUCCGACCUGGCCUUCCAGCGCUCCUUCACCGAGGCGCAGCAGUACAACGUGUUCGGAAGCUCCGGCCGACAGACCGACGUUCUGUUCGUGGAGCUCGGCAGCGGCAAGGUGAAGAUGAUCAAGAGCUUGAAGGAUCCCAUCAAGGCGUACGAGUGGCCGUGGAGCAGCAAGAACCGGGUGGUGCUCGGCGGCGGCGUCUUCGGCCAGUACCUCAUGACCCCGUCCAGGGAGUCCCUCUUCAUCCUGGACGGGCGGCUCAACAAGCUCAACUGUGAGAUCACCGACGUCGCCAAGGGCAACGUGCUGGCCUGGGUGGGGGAGUCUUAGAUCCGAAACCAGUUUGUUUUUCCUGAGAACGGACCGUUGCACUGAAUUACCGUCGUCGCCGAUUUUUAGGAAUUUGUGGAGAUCGAAAAACAAACGUAUACGAUAUCAAAUGUAGAUCAGGAUCGUCUUUCUCAGCGUCAACCCUCCCUAGCUUUUCUUCCCGUGCCUUCAAGCUGAAAUCCUCCUCCUUCAGAGGAAUUACCGUGAUGAUCCCCCGUGCGCCCGCCGACUGCGCCGCUCCCAUCGACCCGUCCGUUAACACAGCGGCAGAUGGGCUGCUCCUCUCUACCCCGCUGAUUAAAGGCAGCUCGUGGCGUGAUCCCAUCCAGUCAGAAGUGGCGCCCGGGAGCUUCAUUACGGGCGGGCGCUCUCCAACCUUUAAUCCCCAAUUAUUAAAGCAGCGCUGGGGAAGUUUUCCUUUCUGACCCCGAAGCCGAAAAAUCAAAGCCGACCCGUUAUUCCACUUUAAUGAAAUUUGAAUCUGAAAUAAAACUUGUAGGGUAGGUCUGGGUUACAGUUUGCCCCAUCCCUGUGAGAAUCCUGCCUGUGACUAAAAUAUUAACCCUCAUAAGUGAUACAUAUGUUUUUAGCCCUCUACAUCAUCAGUAUAUAUUUGUUUUUCUUAAAAGGCCUGACGUAUAAAAUCAGAUGCAUGCAUUAAACCAGGGGUCCCAAAACUUUUUGAACCGGAGGCCGCAUUGGGUUAAUAUAUAUAUAUAUAUAUAUAUAUA